Messenger RNA from Xenopus laevis (African clawed frog), 2262 nucleotides. It is a transcript of the gene irf1.S, whose product is annotated as interferon regulatory factor 1 S homeolog. Gene Ontology annotation, cellular component: cytoplasm; nucleus. Gene Ontology annotation, biological process: regulation of DNA-templated transcription; DNA-templated transcription; immune system process. The coding region runs from base 391 to 1170 and encodes 259 amino acids. The record is from RefSeq and is a predicted model, not a curated record. Gene Ontology annotation, molecular function: DNA binding; DNA-binding transcription factor activity, RNA polymerase II-specific; RNA polymerase II cis-regulatory region sequence-specific DNA binding. The transcript is spliced from 9 exons. NCBI's taxonomy places the organism in Eukaryota, Metazoa, Chordata, Amphibia, Anura, Pipidae.
CAGGGAAACAUGAGCUCCAGUGUAACUGCCAUACAUUGCAAUGCAAGGAGACAGCGUCACGCUCCUCGGACUUCCCCCUUUUCCUUUUUUUUUCUUCCUCUCAGCACUACUGUACAACUGCAUGAUUUCCCCGAAAUGAUGCCGAGCUGCUAGCCCAGCCCCAACCAAUCGGGAGCAGCAAAAGCACGGAGUGGGCGGGUCCAAGCGACUAAUACCUGGGCUUCCCCGCUACACCGAAUAGAGUCACUCAGAUCUUUCUCAGAGAAUCAUCUCUCCAGGAAUCAGACAGCUACAAGCUACAGCUUCCCCCUAUCCUCCUGCUUUUUCUCUCUGGAUUAUAAAUUCCUGCCAGAAAGAAAUAAUGCCUCCGGCACGUUUGAGGAUGAGGCCAUGGCUAGAGAAGCAAAUAAACUCCAACAAAAUCCCUGGACUGUCAUGGAUCAACAAGGACGUUUUAAAUCCGGUGAGAAGGAGGCUGACCCUAAAACUUGGAAGGCCAAUUUCCGAUGCGCAAUGAACUCUCUGCCUGAUAUAAAAGAAGUAAAAGACAAAAGCGUAUACAAAGGUUCCAGUGCAGUGCGAGUAUAUCAGAUGCUCGAGCCUCAAAUAAAGGCAGAGAAGAAAGAACGCCGAUCCAAGGCAAACUCUAAAAGCAGGGCCAAGAAAAAGGCUGAGGAAGAUGAGGAAUCUGUGAAAACUAGCCCUUUGCCUUCAGACCACAGCUACACCGCUAAUGUGUAUACAGACCAAGAAGACAUGGAUUCCGUGGAUGCAGCUGUAAUGAGCAUCAAUGAAAGCAUCUCUAGCAAUAUAGACUGGAACUCUCAACUUGAAAUGCCAUUGCCUGACAGCACAAAUGACCUCUACCCUUUCCAGGUGUCACCCUUGAGUUCAUCUUCGGAAGAGGAAGAUGCAGCUUUACCCUUUGCAGAUGACAUUUUUAAGAUGAUCUUAGAGCCAAGCACAGAAUGGUCACAGACAAGCGUAGAUGGCAAAGGGUUUUUCACCAACGACUCUGGCAUGCAGACCACCUGUCUAACUGAAAUAAGCUCUGCAUUCGAUGGCACUUUAUCAGGUGAAAUAAAAGUCAGAUUCUCCACAGACAUGCUCAACUGGCCCGAGUCAAACAUUUCCUCAAGGGCUACAGGACUAGCUGUCCCUACAUUCUGAACUUUACCUCCUGUCAUUCCAAAGCACUUAGCAUGGAUUCAGCAAAGAGCACAAGGACAGUUUUGUGGGACCAGACAGGAUAAUGCUCGGUCGCUACUGCUGAGAUGGCCAUUACCGACUGUGAAAGAAGGAGGACAAGUCAUAUGUGGACUUUUGAUUUGCUCAACCCUGAAGCAGGAAAAAUAUCACUACAUUUCAUAUGUGAAAGUGAACCUGUUCCUACCCCGUGUGACUGUUCAGUGCAACCAUAGAACCUGAUUGAAAUACUGCAUUAUUGUGUGUACUCAUUUAGAAACGUUGUAUUGGUAUAAUGUAAAUAUACUGCAUAUUAGUGGUUUACUUUUAGUUUUUUAUUCAGCCUUUAUUGCCGUGCGUAAGGACUUUUUCUGUGGCACUGGCUGAGAGAAGGAAUUUUGAAAGAAAGCGUUAUACAGCUCUCAAAACUAAACUGCAAAGAUUGUUUUGUACGGUAAAGCCAUAAUAAGAAUUCAUCUACACUGGUGAUAACAUGCAACUAACGUCCUAGGGAUUGCUGAACUUUACAGCAUCGAACUGGUCAAACAAGGGAUGCUGUAGUCUCCUGCGUGGAUACGUCUGCACAGGCCCUUCAUGUGAUCCAAUCAUUAGGCCAGCAGCAAAAUGAUGGAGUUAGCCAAUUGAACCCACCACCGUAGUGGGAAAAAUGGUGCAAAUAUCACCAUACUUUCAUUGUGUGAAAUAAAGAAACAUUGAAUUGUUUGUUGUGGGACUUUAUUUGAAUCGAAUUUGGAAGGUUUGUGGCUGGACGGGGCUGCUACUCUGUUGGAGAUACCCAGAAUACAGCGAGUGAGGGAUCACCAGAAUAUUUGAAAAGGAUCUGCAAAUAUCACCAUACCAUCAAAUUUAGAGAUUUUUUUGGCCAGUUGUCCAUGUAUUUGUAAACGAUCACAUUUUGGGCAACAUUCUUCAGGUUAUGUGUAAUAAACUGUAUUUCCAAAAUAAGGGUCUGUGCAGAGUUUCCACCGUAAACAUGCUGUUACCUAUUAAAAGGUAUUUGUAAAUAGUACAUUUGUAUAAAUAUGUAUAAUAGUUUGAAUAAAUUUUGUUUAUAUA